Messenger RNA from [Candida] anglica, 1765 nucleotides. The record is from the annotation of a GenBank genome assembly. Lineage: Eukaryota; Fungi; Ascomycota; Pichiomycetes; Serinales; Debaryomycetaceae.
AUUUAUCAUUGAUAAUAUAUUUUACAACCAAAUUCCGAAUAUUCAAAAUAUCUUUUAUUAUCGUUGAUUGUACGUAUUAUAAUUGUUAUGUCUGAUUCUUCCCCUCUAUACGCGAGACAUGCGGGACAUCAUCAUACAAUCAAUGUUAAGUAUGGAUAUUUUAUACUUUUAUUAUCGGCAAUUCAUGCGGGUAUAAUCUUUACUCUGAUGUAUAUAUAUGUUAAGAAUUGGAAUAAAACUGGUUCUGUCAAGCGGGUUUCCUGGUUACUGCUGCUGCUGAUCUUACCCUUGCUUGCCACAGUAAUUCUUUGGGCUCUUAUCCUUACCGGGACUUCCGUAUGGGCCAUAGAUUGGAAAGAUAAUUAUACCGUUUUCAUUAAAAGAACUGGUAGACUUUGUGUCGCAUUGAUUCCAUUUGAUAUGUUUUUAGUAAUUAGAUCAAGUGGUUAUUCAUCUUCACCAACUUCAGGUCAAUUCUUUAAUUAUUUGGCUCAUAUAAAUCUACAUAAAUGGAUUUCAAGAUUAAUUAUUUUAUUUUCAUCAAUUCAUUCAAUUGGAUUUAUUUGGAAAUGGAUUCAUGAAGGAGUUCUUUAUGAUAAGAUUUUUAUCCUUUUAAAUUCAUUAGGUGUUAUUGUAUGGAUCACAUCUUUGAUUCUAAUUAUUAUUUCUUUAAAAUAUUUUAGAUCAAGAUAUUAUCGGUAUUUUUACCUUUGGCAUAAUAUUACAGUAUGGGGCUUUGUUGUUUUAAUUGGAUUCCAUGCCCGUCCUGGAAUUUCAUUAUAUUCAUUUUUAUGUAUAAUGAUCCUUUUCUUACAAAUUUAUUUAAGAUUUUCUCAACAAACUACCCUUGAAGAAGUCCAAAUUGUUAAACCAAAUUCUAAUAGUGGACUUUAUGUGGUUAGAAUUAAUAAAUUAUAUGUUCCACCUUGGUCUCCAGGAUCUCAUAUAAGAAUAUCUGAAUCUAAUUCAUUCAAACAAUAUUUAUAUCCUAGUCAUCCUUAUACAAUUGCAUCAACAAUUGAUGAUUCCACCUUAGAUUUGGUGGUAAGAACUAGUAAAAGAUUUCAAUUCCAUCAAGGAGUGAAAUAUAAUCUUUCUGGUCCAUAUACUUCUCUUCCAGAUCCAUUUUUCUCCACUGCUGAACAAGUGGUAAUUAUUUGUGGAGGAUCUGGAAUUUCAUUUGGAUUACCCUUAAUUAAAGGUUUAACUCUUAAUUCUAAUGCUAAAGUUGAUUUAUUUUGGUGUAUUAGAACUAUUGGAGAUUUAGAAAUUUUGAAAAUUUUACAAGUAAAUGAAAAUAUUAAUGUUUAUAUUACAGGAGUUGAAAAUGAUAUAUAUACAGAAGGAGGAGAUGAAGAUACUGUUUCUGAAGGAUUAUUGAAUAAUCUGGAACAAACUGAUCAUUCAACAAGUUUUGAAUUGGAUUCAUUGGAAUCAGAAGAAGAACAAAUUAAUAAUGCUAAUAAAUUUAAUCCUUCAACUAUCAUAAAUAGAGGAAGACCUGAUUUUAAUAUGAUUUUCUCUUCAUUAAUUGAAGGAGAAUCUAAAAAUAAUAAAUGGAUAGUUGCAUGUGGUCCAAGAGGAUUGGUUCAUGAUGCAAGAAAAUGGAGUGAUCAAAACAAGGUUCCUUUUAUUUCCGAAGUUUAUGAGAUGUAAAACGGGAGAAAAUUGGAGUUCAAAAAACAAAAAGUGAAAAAAAUGGAAAUGGGAACGGUAAAUUAAAUGGCAUGAUAUAUAAUUAAUGUGAUAUUUAAUGUUAAUUUUU